CUUCCCAGGUCAUCUUGCACACGCGAAAAGUGACAACAGCAACGAUCAGGCGCAACUGAUUAUAUUUAUUUGUGUUGAUAAUUAGCUGCAUUAGCUUUAAAACUGUAUAAACUUAAUGUUUAUAUUUUAGUGGCGAGUUAAAUUCACGUAAAAUGGUGUUAUACUUCACAAGUGCAGUGGUGAACCCUCACUACACAAUCUACAUGGGAAAAGACAAAUAUGAAAAUGAGGAUCUGAUAAAGUACGGAUGGCCUGAAGACAUCUGGUUCCAUGUGGACAAACUGUCCUCGGCUCACGUUUAUCUGAGACUGCCAAAGGGUCAGACCAUAGACGACAUUCCCCUUGAGGUGCUGAUAGACUGUGCACAGCUGGUGAAAAACAACAGCAUCCAAGGCUGUAAGAUGAACAACCUCAAAGUGGUUUACACACCUUGGGCCAACCUGAAGAAGACCGGAGACAUGGACAUAGGACAGAUCGGCUUCUUUCGACAGAAAGAGGUGAAGAUUGUGGCCGUGGACAAGAAGGUCAACGAGAUCGUGAACCGCCUGGAGAAAACCAAAGAUGAACGCUUCCCCGACCUGGCGGCAGAGAAAGAGUCGAGAGACCAAGAGGAGAGGAACGAGAAGAAAGCUCAGCUCCAAGACCUGAAGAAGCAAGAGAAGGAGGAACAGAAGAGGAAAAAGGAGAUGGAGGAACUCAAGAACUACACUUCACUGAUGAAGAGUGAAAAUAUGACGACCAAUGAGGAUGGUAAUGAUUCAGACGACUUCAUGUGAGAGGUGAUCUCCUGACAUUAGGCAGACAGAAGCGCCUCCAUCACUCAGCCCUGCCGUCGGGAUGCUCCUCUGCUGCUUUUGCUUGCUGUAAUUCUGCACUGACAUCGAAAGAAAAUCAAAGACGAACGGAUACCUUUUUUUGCUUCUGGACACUCGGAGCAGAACCUGAGUCAACGAGGGACAGCGCCGGGGGGGAUUUACUCCACAUGCUGAUUGGUUCAAACACUGCUUUAACUAAGCCGAACGGCCUCUUCAUCACGGGAUGGCACUGAAGAAGAAACACAGGACAACAAGAAUGCUGAGCAUAAGUUUGGGGGGGAAAAACACUCAAAGAGCAGAACUGUGUUUUCACUGAUGAUGCGUUAUGAUAAAACUAGUGGAUUCUUGUUCACUUUCUUUAUGUGUUCCUUUCUCUGCAUGUCAGAUUUUAUUCAAUACAAUGUAUUAAACUAACAGUUAUAGUUAUUCAUUGACAUGAUGUUCUUUUGAACAGCAACAUAAACCAGUCGCAGCCUCUCUCAUCCAGCUGCAGAACCAUCAUGUCCGGAGCCACUGAUGUCCUGAAAGAUUAUAAAUUCAGGGAUGCGUCUAAAAUUUACUUUCAAACAACGCUUGUCUCAAGUCUCAUGCUUAUUCUGUCCAAUUACCUGUUUAAACCCAAAUAAAUUACAGUAAGUUCACAAUACAACCGUAAAGCAGAAAUUCCAGAACCAUCACGUGUUUUGCAUUUUUGCUUGAACCAAAACUAAAGAUUAAUAGAUUAUAAAAUAGUAAAAUAAAAUGUAAUUUCCCAGACUUUAAGAGCCCUGUGAAAGUUCAUUAUUUUCCUUUUUAAAACAGUAAUUUUGCUAGAUUUUCACAAAGCUUUUGAAAACUUCUCAUGAUCAAAUAGAAGUUUAGUUAAAAGCAAGUAAGUGGACCUUGAGUAAAUGUUAUUUUUUGUCACAUGUUCAACACUGGACCUGCAGUAGAAGUUCUACUUAAGUCACCAACAGAUGAGAAAUGUAACGGCAGCAUCACUUUAGACCUGCAGAUUAAUUAUGUGUGCUGUCUGCAGGCAGGGGAAGACGCAUGCUGCACUUUUGAGCUAACCUCCUCUUCCCAGUACUUUUCUUUGUCUUUUAAAUCUAUAAAAAAAAAACUGCAGUUUUCCUGCAGGUUUUGAAAUUACAGCAUUUGUUCCCUCCUGUAGGUGGCAACAUCAACACAUCUACACCACAGACUGAGAAUGUGAAGGUCUGAAAUGCUGAUGUGGUUUCUCCCCGUUCUCUAAAGGCACAGGUGUGUUUGAUAAUGACGCAACAGUUCUCCUCGCUAUCUGCUAAAUGAGGAGACUGUUGUAAGGUUACAAACCAGUUUCAUGUGGAGCAAUGCAUGUGCAGAAAUGUAAUAAAAUGUUAAGUUGUUUAACAAAGUCGUCUUACUAACUUUUGAGUUAAUUUUUGUAACUUAGUUUGUUUACUUCAAUUGCCAAGAUGUUAUGUUUCUGCCCUCCAAUGUUUAUAAUCUGAAUUAUAGCACCAAGUUGAUUGUUUUAUGACAAUAAAUCAACAAUCCCGAAAAGGGUACCAGCAAUGGUAACCGCUAUAUCUAUAUUAAUAAGCGUAGAUGUUGUGAAUCAGUGAUUUAUAUUUUAUUACACAUCUGAUAAUUAGAUCGUAUGACUACAUGUGCUGCUAUUUGGAAUUAAAAACUACACUUUCCCCUUUAAUCUUGUCUACCUAAAACUCUCCUCCAUUGAAAUGGAAUCUUUACUAAU
Messenger RNA from Anarrhichthys ocellatus (wolf-eel), 2535 nucleotides. It is a transcript of the gene ccdc25, whose product is annotated as coiled-coil domain containing 25. The record is from RefSeq and is a predicted model, not a curated record. The transcript is spliced from 9 exons. Lineage: Eukaryota; Metazoa; Chordata; Actinopteri; Perciformes; Anarhichadidae. Bases 153 to 776 code for a protein of 207 amino acids.